Cryptococcus amylolentus CBS 6039 is the source of this 1522-nucleotide messenger RNA. RefSeq lists its product as hypothetical. NCBI's taxonomy places the organism in Eukaryota, Fungi, Basidiomycota, Tremellomycetes, Tremellales, Cryptococcaceae. The transcript has 2 exons. The coding region runs from base 203 to 1318 and encodes 371 amino acids. Gene Ontology annotation, molecular function: zinc ion binding; DNA-binding transcription factor activity, RNA polymerase II-specific. Gene Ontology annotation, biological process: regulation of DNA-templated transcription. The record is from RefSeq and is a predicted model, not a curated record.
AUUUUCUCGUCAAUAAUUACACCAACACGGCACCGCGGUUAUCGUCUGUCGGCCCCUCUUGGCGUGCAAGUGCGACGACCACGUACGACCCUCGACAUGUGCCACAGCCAAAACACCCCUCCGCGUAUAUAAACACCCCACCCUUCUUCUUUGCUUCCGACUCUCCCAUCGUUCACAUCCUUCACAUCAGCACCACACCGCCAUGUCCACCGCCUCAGCACCCGUCCCCGUCCCCAACAGUGACAGCCAAUCUUCCUCCAGCGACAGCGUUGGCUCUCCUAGUAGCGGCCCCCGCAGGCAGCGCAUCUCCAUGGCAUGUGCCUACUGCCGACACAGGAAAAUUCGCUGCUGUGGUGGUAACCCUUGUCGCAACUGCCAACGCUCCAAGCGCGAAUGCGGCUACGCUCCUGUCCCCGAAGAGGUCAAUCGCGCUACUCGUGAGAAGAAGGCGUUUGCCAAAGCCAACAAGAUUGCCAGCCAGUUCCUUCCUCCAGCCACCACCACUUCGCCCUAUUACGCCCCCCAUGCGUCGUAUGGUCACUCUGUCUACGGCUCCCCACUCCACUCGGCGCCCUACUCCCACCGAAGGUCUUCAUCACUGCCUUCUGCUGAUGACCCUUGGGGCUCUGCGCCCGUCUACGGGUCAGGCCAGUCAUGGGUUUCCUACGCCAAGCCGGCGCCAUACCACCACCGCCUCUCUGCUCCCACUCCCGUGUAUGAGUCUUCCCAUGGCUACCACCACCAAGACCCUUCCCAGGGGUACCAACACAACCAGCUCGGCGUUCACUUUGAGCACGGCGAUCCCCAGCAUGUCCUCGACUCUCCCUCUCCCACGUCUACCAACAUGUCUUCGACUACCUCUGCGGUCACACAUUCUUCCCUCGAAGAGGAGCAACACGCCAUGUGGAUGACACCGGGACUUGUCACCUCUACGUAUGUCCGGCCUGCUCCCUCGCGCUCGCUAUCUCAGUCCGUCCACGGUGUGCCGCUGCCCAGUGACAGCCCGGUGCAGAAAACCCACUCCCAAGGGACAGUCCCAAUCACUCCCGCGUCCUCUACCUUUGCCCGCCCUCUCCCUUCCCCCACGGUCUACUCCUACUCCUCCCAAGGGUCUGCCCACUACGACAACCAAGCUCCCAUCUUCUACUCUCCCGUCUCCAACAAGACUCGAGGUGACUACAGCUCGCCGAUGAUUGGCGGAGGCUUGUCAAAGGAGCCUAUCGUCGGGUUAGGGCUGAUAGAUGGCCGUGGUGUCUACAUGGGGGGACACUACUCGGGCGAAGAGUACAUGGCUCCUCCCAUGUAUUAUCAAAGUUGAGUGUGAAAGGCGCAGAAGGGCUUGGGGCAAGGGACUGGCAGUAAUUGGUAUCCACCUUACACGGAUGUUGUUUCAUAUACAAUAUUAGGCAUUUGUAUAAUUAGUGGCUUUGAUUGAUAGAGUGUUCCUUUGGCAUGUAUCUUGGUUUUCCUGCACCAUCCUCAACGAUCAAAAAAGUCAAGUACCCAUACAUUGGGGCCCAUC